AUGGCCUUAGAUUUCGUAGCCGGUUGCUUUGGAGGUUUAGCUGGCAUCCUAGUUGGCCAUCCUUUCGAUACGGUCAAGGUCCGCUUACAAGCUCAAAAUAUAAAUAAUCCUCAAUAUAGAGGUACUAUCCACUGCUUCUCAUCAACCAUACGUAAAGAAUCGUUUUUAGGUUUAUAUAAAGGAAUGCAAUCACCUCUGGUAGGAGUAACUUUCAUUAAUGCUAUUAUCUUCGGCACAUAUGGCAACAUCCUAAGGCGAUUACCUGACGACAAUAGUCGUAGUCGAUUUAUUGCAGGAUCUAUAGCUGGUACCUUCCAAUCUGGAGUUGCCUGUCCAAUGGAGUUAGUUAAAACAUGGAUGCAAUUACAAAGUGAGAAUGAUACUAAUAAGUUAGCUAACGGAAAAAAGAAUGCAAGUGUAAAAUUUCGAAGUUCUUUUCACUGUUUGCAUCACGUAUACAAGACUUAUGGUCUAAAAGGUUGCUAUCGUGGAAUGAAUUUAACUGUCUUACGUGAAGCUAUCGGUUGUGGCACAUACUUCUCAUCUUACGAUGCCAUCUGUAAAGCGGUUUUAAAUGAACAAAUUGAUCCUUUAUACUUAACCGUUUCUAAAAUGUUGUUUGCGGGCGGUAUGACUGGUGUUAUAUCGUGGUUAGUAACAUAUCCUAUUGAUGUACUUAAAACACGCAUACAAGCUGAUGGUUUGCAUACUGGUGUCAUGGAAUAUUCCGGCCUAAGGGAUUGUUUUUUAAAAAGUUAUAAAAAUGAAGGUCUAUACUUCCUUACUCGUGGCUUGAAUAGUGCUCUUUUAAGAGCGUUUCCAGUGAAUGCUGCCACUUUUACAGCUGUAGAGCUAUUUUAUAGAAUUAUUGGUAGUACUGAAGAAGACGACGAAGAGUAUUAA
Messenger RNA from Trichoplax adhaerens, 903 nucleotides. RefSeq lists its product as uncharacterized. Lineage: Eukaryota; Metazoa; Placozoa; Uniplacotomia; Trichoplacea; Trichoplacidae. Gene Ontology annotation, cellular component: mitochondrion. Gene Ontology annotation, molecular function: high-affinity L-arginine transmembrane transporter activity. Gene Ontology annotation, biological process: mitochondrial L-ornithine transmembrane transport. The record is from RefSeq and is a predicted model, not a curated record. The transcript has 5 exons. The coding region runs from base 1 to 903 and encodes 300 amino acids.